AUGGCAUGCCCAAACCACUCCUGUCUUUGGAAGCGUUACACCUCUAGUGCAAGUUUCUGCAGUACUUGCCAGAUAAAAUUCGGAAUCAAACGAGUUGGCCCUGGGAAGGACGUCAAAGGAACGGCCACAAUUGAGGCUAAGGUCCAAGUUGAAUUAGAGGAGACAAGAGGCAAAGUACAGCGACUUCAGGAAAUGUUGGAGCAACAGGAAAAUCAGGCAUCUACAAUAAGGGAGCAAAUGCAAGUGGAAUUAAAUGCCACAAGGGGCAGGGUACAGUUGCUGGAGGACAGACUUAAGCAACAGGAGAAACAACAACUGUCAACAAAGGGGGAACUGUUGAUGGCAAUACAGAAAGAAAUGAAGGAAGUCAACAACAAAAUAAAGUCAACAACGGGGAAUCUCCAGAAUGCUGUGAAGGAGUCCGAAGAAAAGUUGGAAGUCGUACAAAGGAAUAUCAAGAAGCAGUGUCGUCUCGCGGAUCAAUUGCAGUACAGUACAGCAAAAACUGGUUUGGCGUUAACCUAA
Haliotis rubra (blacklip abalone) is the source of this 525-nucleotide messenger RNA. Its product is annotated as early endosome antigen 1-like. NCBI's taxonomy places the organism in Eukaryota, Metazoa, Mollusca, Gastropoda, Lepetellida, Haliotidae. The record is from RefSeq and is a predicted model, not a curated record. The coding region runs from base 1 to 525 and encodes 174 amino acids. The transcript has 2 exons.